Molecule: messenger RNA, 6979 nt
Organism: Podarcis raffonei (Aeolian wall lizard)
Lineage: Eukaryota; Metazoa; Chordata; Lepidosauria; Squamata; Lacertidae
Gene: ASPM
Product: assembly factor for spindle microtubules
Exons: 23
Coding region: 134-6751 (2205 amino acids)
Biological process (GO): spindle organization; establishment of meiotic spindle localization; mitotic cell cycle
Cellular component (GO): spindle pole
Molecular function (GO): protein binding
Source: RefSeq, a predicted model, not a curated record
AUAUCACAGAAUUGAAACAGCUUCAGCUUGCUUAGGAAGAACGUCACAUAGUCAUAAAAGAAAAAGUGGAGAAUAUUUAGAAGAUACUAAUAGCGAAAGUGGUAAAUAUGUGGAGAACUUUGCAAGAAAAAAAAUGAUGUCCUUUGUGGAAAAUGAAGAUUGCAGUGCUUUGAAAGCAUCGAAUCCCAAAUGUGUGAACGGAGAAAAGCAAAGUCAGAAAAAGAAACCAGGUUCCUUAUCUAAAAAAUGGAGGACUGGUAGGAAAACAAAGAACAUUAUUCCAGUGGCACAGUCUCAGCUGACGUUUGUGAAACCUUUAAAAACAGACAUUCCUAGACAUCCAAUGCCUUUUGUGGCCAAGAACAUGUUUUACGAUGAGUGCUGGAAAGAGAAACAGCAACAAGGUUUUACUUGGUGGUUGAAUUUUGUACUUACUCCUGAUGACUUCACUGUGAAAACAGAUACUUCACAAGUCAAUGCGGUGUCCGUUAUCUUGGGAGCAGAGUCUCAUAAACCAAGUGUUCCUAGAGCACCAACUAAAGAAGAAGUAUCCCUAAGAGCUUAUACAGCUCGGUGCAAGCUGAACAAACUUCGUCGCUCAGCUUGCCGUUUAUUUACAUCAAACGAGAUGGUUAAAGCAAUAAAAAGGCUGGAGAUUGAAAUUGAAUCAAAACACUUGUUAAUUCGGAAGGACAGACAUCUCUGGAAGGAUAUUGGUGAAAGACAGAAAAUCCUCAACUGGCUUUUAUGCUAUAACCCACUAUGGUUGCGCAUAGGUCUGGAAGUAGUCUAUGGUGAGCUAAUUGCCUUAGAGAGCAACAGCGAUGUAAUGGGCCUGGCAAUGUUUAUACUUAAUCGCUUGUUGUGGAAUCCAGAUAUUGCAGCUGAAUAUAGGCACCCAAGUGUGCCUCACUUGUAUCGAGAUGGACACGAAGAAGCAUUGUCAAAAUUUACGCUGAAAAAACUUCUUCUGUUGGUUUGCUUUCUUGAUCGCGCCAAGCUGUCUAGAAUUAUUGAUCAUGAUCCUUGCCUCUUUUGUAAAAAUGCAGAAUUCAAGUCUAGUAAAGAGAUACUGCUGGCAUUUUCCCGAGAUUUUCUAAGUGGAGAAGGUGAUCUUUCUCGCCAUCUAUAUUUCCUGGGCUUUCCAGUUCAUCACGUGCAGACUCCACUUGAUGAGUUUGACUUUGCCGUAACAAAUCUAGCCACAGAUUUGCAAUGUGGCAUUCGUCUAGUAAGAGCAUUGGAACUACUGUCGUCAAACUGGAGUCUUUCCAAAAAAUUAAGAGUUCCUGCAAUAAGUAGACUUCAAAAGAUGCAUAAUGUCAAGAUUGCCUUUGAAGUACUAAAAGAUCAUGGAAUACAGUUGGAAGAUGAACAUGGUACAUCGAUUGACGCUAAGGAUAUUGUGGACCGGCAUAGAGAGAAAACACUUGCACUGCUGUGGAAAAUAGUAUUUGCUUUUCAGGUGGAGGUUUCCCUUGAUAGGGAUCAGUUGAAAGAAGAAAUUGAUUUUUUGAAGAACAUGCACGUUACAAAAGUGAAGUCUGCUGCUUUAGAAUCUCGUAUUGCCAACAACGUGAGAAAAGACAGCAGUAACUUUUAUUCAUCCGAAAGCUGCAGUGAAAAUGUAAAAAUGCUGAUGGAUUGGGUCAAUACUGUCUGUGGGUUUUACAAUGUCAAGGUUGAAAACUUUACAGUAUCCUUCUCAGAUGGAAGAGUGUUGUGUUAUUUGAUUCAUCAUUAUCAUCCAUGUUAUGUGCCUUUGGAAGCUAUCUGCCAGCACACAACUCUAACAGUGGAAUGCACCAAAAGUGGUACAGUUGCUCUAAAUUCUUCCUCUGAGUCUGAUUCUUCUCUGACUGUACUCAAUGGAGCUUUUGAUGAAACUGUAACUUCUUCCGUGCUUUAUAAAGAACUCCUUGACAAUGAGAAGAGAAACUUCCAGCUGAUUAAUGCUGCAAUUUCUGACCUUGGUGGUGUUCCUGCUAUGAUUCACCUUUCAGACAUGUCCAAUACAAUUCCUGAUGAGAAGGUAGUUAUUGCCUAUGUGUCAUUUCUUUGUUCGCGACUUGUAAAUCUUUCUAAAGAGAUUCGAGCAGCUCGACUGAUUCAGUCAGUGUGGAGGGAACACAGAUUGAAAACAAGAUUAGCACAGAUUUUUGAAGAAAAAUCAAAAGGUGCAGUUGUAAUUCAGAAACAUUGGAGAAGAUACAUGGCCCAGGUGAAACUUCAGAAAUUAAAAAAAGCAAAGCAGGAAGAAGUUGAAAGAGUAUCUUCUGUUGUCAUUCAGACUUACUGGAGAAGAUACAACGCAAGAAGAAAAUACUUGCAGCUUCGGCAAUAUACAAUUAUUGUGCAAGCAAGGAUAAGAAUGUUCCUUGCUGUUGCUGCUUAUAAAAAAGUUUGCUGGGCUGCUCUCACUAUUCAGAGGCACUUCAGGGCUUUUUUGAUAGCAGAAGCCCAUCGCCAAAAAUAUCAAAGGAUGAAACAGUCAGCGCUUGUGAUUCAGUCUGCAUUUAGAAGAUGGAAAGGCUGCAAAAUGAAUUCAAAAGUUGAAAUAGAGAAGCGACUGCAAGCAACUGAACUAGCAAAGAAGGAGAGAGCUGCAGUUGUAAUUCAGUCAUGGUACAGGAUGACCAGAGAUCGAAACAAUUACUUACAUAUCAGACACAGUGUUAUCAAGAUACAGGCCUUGUUCAGAUGUCUUAAAGCUAAAUUCAUUUACAAACGGAAAAGACUGUGUGUGAUGGCUAUUCAGAAGUGUUACAGAGCUUACAGGAUGAGGAAAAUUGACAGGGAAACAUAUUUGCAGAAACGUUUGGCAGCUAUAUUCCUGCAAUCUGCUUAUAGAGGAAUGAAAGCUCGUUUACUGUGUAGACAAGUCAGAGCUGCUGGUGUCAUUCAGGUACACUACCGUGCAUACAGAAAGCAAAUUUUUCUGAGGCAGAAGUUCUUGCAGCUAAAAAAGGCUGCUGUGUGUUUGCAAGCAGCUUACCGGGGCUAUAAAGUACGGAAAAUGUUUAAGUGUCAGAAAAUGGCUGCUGUUAAGAUCCAGUCUGCUUUGAGGGCUUAUGCUGCAAGAAAAAAAUACCAAGCUUUGAUUCAAGCUACCCUUGUGAUUCAGAGAUGGUACAGGGCUUCCAAAAUCAGAACAAGGUUUUUGAAGACAAGAACAGCUGUAAUUUCCUUGCAGGCCGCUCUGCGUUCCUGGCAAGUAAAGAAAUGCAUUAAGAGCUGGCAUGCUGCCGCAAUUAAAAUACAAUCUGCCUUUAGGAGACACAUGGCUCUGAAAAAGUUCAGGAUGGUGAGAAAUGCUGCUCAAACACUUCAGCAGCAUUACAGAGCCAAACUUUUGGGCAGAAAACAACAGCAGGAAUACGUUGCGCUUCGCAAUAGCAUUGUGCAACUCCAGGCAGCUUGGAGGGGGAGGGUUGUGAGGAAGGCAAUCCAAAGACAGCACCACGCUGCAGUAGUCAUACAGUCCUAUUUCAGGAUGCACAUCAGUCAAACAAAGUUUAAAAGUUUCAGAGGGGCUGCCGUUAAGGUUCAAAGGUGGUAUUGUGCUGCUGUCCUAGCCAGGAGUGUAAGGCAGGAAUACCUCACUUUAAAGGUUGCAGUUGUUAAAAUGCAAGCAAUUUACAGAAGCGUAAGAGUAAGGCGUGAAAUUCAACGCAUGCACCAAGCAGCAGUUAUUAUCCAAGGCAUGUUUAAAAUGCAUCAGAGUAAGGUUAGAUAUCAGGCAAUGAAACUGUCAGCAAUUGUAAUUCAGACGCACUACAGAGCUCAUUGCAGAGGGAGAAUGGAACGGGAAAAGUAUCUCAAGUUAAGGAAGGCUUCUCUUGUACUACAGGCUGCCUACAGGGGGAUGAAAGUUAGACAGGAGCUAAAAGCUUUGCACCAGUCUGCAACUUCUAUUCAGUCAUUUUAUCGAAUGUACAAGCAGCGAAAAUCUUUCCUGAAGCUAACUGCAGCGGCCAAACUGAUUGAGCAGUGGUAUUGUGGUUGUAAAUGUCGCAAUGCUCAGAUGCGCAAAUACUGGCAGAUGAAGACUUCUGCCAUCCAAAUACAGGCUGCCUUCCGAGGUAUGAAAGCGAGGCUCCAUUUGCAAAGGAUGCAUAUGGCUGCCACCACCAUCCAAAGGCGAUUCAGAACUUUUCUUCAGAGGCAAAGGUUUGCUUCUCUUAAGGCAGCUGCUGUGACGAUUCAGAGGAAGUACCGAGCAAUGGUACUCUCUAAACAGCAGCGUGAAGAGUAUGUCCAUCUCUAUAAAGCUGCCAUCGUAAUACAGUCUGCCUUCAGAGGCCUGCUGGCCAGGAAACGUGUGAGCCAAAUGCAUGGAGCUGCUACAGUUAUCCAAGCAGCCUUUAGAAGACAUACAGCUUAUACUCGAUACCAAGCUGUGAAGCUUGCUUCUGUUUCCAUACAGCAGCAUUAUAGAGCAUACCGUGAGAUGAAACACGCUAGAGGACUCUACUUAAAAUAUUGCCACUCUGCUUUAGUUCUUCAGGCUGCUUACAGAGGAACGAAAGUGCGAUGCAUCUUGAGGGAACAACAUUAUGCUGCAACAGUCAUACAGAGUAACUAUAGAAGGCACAGGCAGCAGUGUUCCUACAAAAAAUUACAAUGGGCAGCCAAAGUUAUACAGGUUCAAGUCAGGGCCAAUAAGCUGUGCAAAACUGCAGCCCAGCAGUAUUCCUCUGCUAAAAGUGCCGCCAUUUGCAUCCAGAAAGCUUUUCGCUGGAUGAAGGCAAGACGAUGUCAGCAAAGGCACCAAGCUGCCAUUGUGCUUCAGCGGAAUUUUAAAAUGCAGAGAGAACGUAGAAAAUACCUUGCUUUGAAAGCAGCUGCUGUAGUCCUUCAAAGACGGUACAGAGCAUCAGUUCUGGCAAGGAGGCUGGCUCAGGAAUACGUUUCUGUUUGUGCAGCCGUUAUCUGUGUCCAGUCUUUCUACAGAGGAUUUAAAAUCAGGAAGGAAAUUGAGCGCAAACACUUAGCAGCAAAGGUAAUUCAAGCAACAUUUAGAAUGCACAGGGCUAGGGUCUCUUACCAAAAGCUGAGAGGUGCUGCUGUCACCAUACAAAAUUCCUACCGGUCUUACCUAAAGGCAAAACACCAGGAAAAAGCACACCUGGCAAUUAAGAACUCUUCUGUAAUGAUUCAGUCCACAUACGGAGAGUUAAGAACACAGCAAGAAGUGAAAGCUAUGCACGUCGCAGCAACUCUCAUCCAGUCUCUCUAUCGAAUGCAUGCCCAGCGCAGACAUUACAAGUUGAUACGCAGGGCUGUGAUAACUAUUCAGUCUGCCUAUCGUGGAAGGGUAGCACGCCGACAGGCAAAGGAAAUCUGUGCGGCCAGAAAGAUUCAGUCCUUCAUUCGCAUGACUGUGGCUCGUAGAAAGUUUAUUCGCCUCAGAACAGCAGCUACUGCAGUACAGACUCAUCACCAUACAAAUAAAGCCAUGGAACAAUACCAGAAAUACUGGGAAGCUGCACUUUUAAUACAGCGGCGUUAUCGGUCUUACCUGGCUAUGAAACACCAAAGAGUAGCUUAUUUGCAAACUUUGAAGAGCAUCAUCAUUAUGCAAGCUACAGUCAGGAGUUUCCUUGAACGUCUAAGGCUCUGCAGAUUGAAAAGUAUCCAGAGCCGGCAGAGUUUUCUCAUUCGUUUUGCAGCUGCUGCAUAUCAUCAUCUCGCUGCUGUUAGAAUUCAGAGGGCUUACAGAGCUUUUCACUUGAAGCAAGCACACUUGCAGCUCUCUUCAGUUCUGUACAUUCAGAGGUGGUAUCGAGCAAAACUGCAGAGGAGGAGAUACCUUCAAGAUCGUGAGAAUAUUAUUAAAAUACAAAGAAGGGUGAGGAGACGGAAGAGCUGCAGAAAUGUAGCUGCAAAUGCGGUUCAGGAAGGCAUGAACCAAAAAGCCCUAAUCAAUGGAGUAACUAAAUUUCAGUCACUGUGGAGAGGGUAUUCAUGUAGGAAGAAGACUGACACAGCAAAAACGAGAGCUCUGCGAGAUAGCUUGUCGAUUGCCAAUAAAGAAAGCAACGAAGAUAAGAAGCUAUGCAACAGAACAGCACUUGCCAUUGAUCGGCUUCUCAAAUAUAAACACUUUUCUUACAUUCUGGCAGCUUUAAAAGACUUGGAGGUUGUUACCCGACUAUCACCCGUUUGCUGUGAAAGUAUGGUCCAGAAUGAAGCAGUAUCCACUAUUUUUACUUUGAUACGGAGUUGCAAUCGCAGUGUCCCUAGCAUGGAUGUCAUACGUUAUUCUGUCCAGGUCCUGCUUAAUUUGUCAAAGUAUGAAAAGACAACUGAAGCUGUUUACACAGUGGAGAAUUGUGUUGAUACUUUACUGGACCUACUUCAGAUGUACAGAGAGAGAGCUGGCGACAAAGUUUCAGAGAAAGGUGGAAGCAUUUUUACCAAGACGUGCUGCCUGCUUGCUCUUCUUUCAAAGGACUCAAGAAGAGCUUCUGAGAUCCGAGGCAGCUCACGAGUAGUUACUCGCCUUCAGAGCCUGUUUAAACUCACAGUACGGAAACAUCAAAUGGAUGCACGAAGAAUGCUUGCCAAACAGAAGUUGGCUGCAUACAAAAAUGGGCAUUUCUCUGUCCCAGCAACUCCUCUAAGGACAACAAUAGUUUCAAGGCAGAGACCAGAAUGGGUUUUAAGGAAAGAUAAUAUAAAAGAGAUUGUUGAUCCUCUGCAAGCAAUUCAAAUGGUGUUGGAUACACUUGGAAUUCCUUAUUACUAAAGAAUGACUUAAAAUGAUAUUUAAAAAAGCAUUGUCAGGAUCAGCUUUCAUAUUAUGUAGAGUUUCAUAUAAAUCUAUCUCAAUUUUAUUGCACAUUUUUGUAUGUCAGCUUGUGAUUGGUGUUGUCUUUAUUAAUUACUUGGAUACGAUUUGUAAGUAACAAACUAAACUAUGUAUUUUUUUAAAAGGCUGAGAUUUUGUACAAUAAAAUGGAAACCAUUCUGUUUA